Molecule: messenger RNA, 4644 nt
Organism: Lasiodiplodia theobromae
Lineage: Eukaryota; Fungi; Ascomycota; Dothideomycetes; Botryosphaeriales; Botryosphaeriaceae
Product: Ribonuclease III
Exons: 5
Coding region: 1-4644 (1547 amino acids)
Biological process (GO): siRNA processing
Cellular component (GO): cytoplasm; nucleus; RISC complex
Molecular function (GO): ATP binding; ribonuclease III activity; RNA binding
Source: RefSeq, a predicted model, not a curated record
AUGGAGUCGCCGAACGGAGAGCCUACCUUUUUCUGCCUGCGGUCCUACCAGGCUGAAAUGGUCGAGGAGAGCUUGAAGCAAAACAUCAUUGUUGCUAUGGACACGGGCAGCGGGAAGACCCACGUCGCAAUAUCCCGUACUGCUGCCGAGCUCGAAAGCUGCAACCCAGACCAGCUGGUCUGGUUUAUUGCGCCUACUGUCACCCUCUGCCACCAGCAGUUCUGUCUCUUUGAGAAGCAUCUCCCCGCAUAUGAGAUCCGCUUUCUCAGCGGCAAUGAUAACGUCGACCGCUGGACGGAUCAGAACAUUUGGGAUGCCGUUCUCAGAAAUGUCCGCAUCGUCGUGUCGACCCCGGCUGUGCUGCUGGAUGCUCUGACCCAUGCCUUUGUGAAGCUCCCCCGACUUGCGCUUCUGAUAUUCGACGAGGCCCACAUGUGUCGAGGCAACCAUCCUGCCAGUGCCAUCAUGCAGAGAUUCUACCACCCACUGCUUGCAAAUGGCGAUCGCGACAGCCUGCCCAAGAUCCUCGGCUUGACAGCGAGUCCGGUCGUCAGUGCAAACGCAAGCGGCCUGGAGAUUAUCGAACGCAGCCUCAAUGCAAUCGCCAAAACUCCCAAGAUUCAUCGAACAGACCUCCUUCGCUUCACACACAGGCCUGAGCUUGUGCAGUUAAAUUACCCUGGUCAAUAUUUAGACCCCUCUGCCGGGCCACCAGUCCUUGCUGCUCUGGCUAACGUCUAUCACGCGUACGACAUCUUGGAGGAUCCAUACAUCCUUAGUCUGCGUAAAAAAGCAUCAGAGACCACGGAUGAGACCCGGGACCAAGUCUUAAGAGAGCUGGAGAAGCUGCUACACAAUAGAAAGACAUAUAUCCACGAGCAGCUGAAGAAGCUCUACUCGCGAGCGCUCGGUAUCUAUAAUGAGCUUGGUGGACCUCCAACAGAGUUCUACAUCCGGAGUUGCAUCGCCAAGUUUGAUGCCUUCUUAACCAACUCAAGCCACUUGCUACUUGACUGGUCAUCAGCCGAAGGCAAGCAUCUCCACGACAUGCUCGCGACCGUGGCCGCAGCCCCGCCUGUGAGCCAGCAUACGGGAAUACAUGACAGUCUAUCACCAAAGAUGAAUACUCUCGUCGAUCUUCUUCUGUCUGAAUGGAAUGCUGACUUUACCGGCAUCAUCUUCGUCGAGCAGCGCGCUACCGUUGCUGCAAUGGACCAUGUUCUGUCGAACCACCCUCGGCUUCGGGACUUGUUCAGUGUCGGCACCUUUGUCGGCACCUCCAUGACCGUUCACAGGAAAUCCCAUCUCGGCAUCGGCGACCUGGUAGAAAUCAAACACCAGCAGCAGACUCUUGAAGAAUUCCGCGCUGGCAAGAAAAACCUUAUUGUCGCAACCGCCGUUCUGGAAGAAGGUAUUGAUGUAUCCAACUGCCAUAUUGUCAUUUGCUUCGAACCCCCCAAGAACCUCAAGUCUUUCAUUCAGCGCCGCGGCCGUGCGAGGAAGAAGGACUCAAAGUUUGUCAUCAUGUUCCCUGACGACUCCACCUUUGUCAAGUCUCCAGAAAUGUGGUUGGACCUGGAAGAGCAAAUGAAGGAGGCGUAUUUGAAUGAUCAACGGGUAGUCCAAGCAGCAGAACAACGCGAAGAACUCGAAGAGGAUGGAGACGACACCUACCGCUGCGAAUCCACGGGGGCGCUUCUCACGCUCGAUAACGCAAUGCAACAUCUGUACCAUUUCUGCGCCAUUCUCGGCGACGGACAACACGUGGAUCUACGGCCUCGGUUCUUCUUCACGGUAGAUCAAAAUGAUCGCACGACUGCUACCGUCACCUUGCCGAGCUCAGUGAGCAAAAUGGUCCGCCAGCAUCGAGGCACAGGAUCAUGGUUGACGGAAAGGGCGGCUAGAAAGGAUGCUGCCUUCCAAGCCUAUGUUGCCUUACAUAAAGCGGGCUUGGUGAACGACAACCUAUUGCCUUUACCGAGUGAUCCAGAAGACCAGCCGGAUUUUGGUGUUGUCGACAAGAGGCCAGCUAUGAUCGAGGUCCACCCCCGUCUGGAUCCAUGGAUACCACUGGCUCAGCUCAUCAGCUUAUCGACACCAUUAGAUCCAUGGUAUAGGACGAAGAUGACAAUAUCUAUGGAACCACAACCAGUCACAUUGGUCAUCCUUCUACCCCAGCCGAUGCUGCAUGUCCCUGACUUCUUACUUCAUUGGAACGAGACUAUUCGUUACACACUAAGCAGCGAACCAAUGGAUGCCAUAACUCUCAGCAAAGACGAAGUGACAUCACUCCAACAUUCAACGCGGACUCUUCUAUACGAGAUCUUCCAGACACGUAUGGUUGAAGAAAGAUACGAUUUCCCUUUCUUAAUUGCUCAGCCGGGUGCCUAUGGCGAAGGCGAACGCCAGUUUCUAGAGUUUGGCGGUGAAAGCAGACCUGCACUUGAGGUCUACGCCGAGCUUCAGGCUGGCCUCAGCCCCACGAUAGGUCUUCUACAUCCGAAAGGAGUUGUAGGCGCCCCUUUGAUGUUCCGCCGCUUCCAAAUUCCUGAUAUCAGCAUGACCGAAGACGAGAAUCUCCAGCAAGAAGAAGAGGCGACUGUCCAAGUUGUCUGCUCAGCAUUUCCCAAAAGGCGUGACUUCCUGCAUUAUAUCAGAGAUUCGGCCCAAUAUGGCAUGUAUACGAAGGAAACCAUACUACCAGCCGAAGGUUUCCUCAUGAGCAGGCUACCAGUAGCUUAUUCCAUGUUCGCGGCUUUCCUGCCAUCGAUUUUGCACCGCUACGAGCUUUUCAUGAUCGUUCAAGAGCUUUGCGACACUGCAGUACGCUCCGUUGGUUUUACUAAUCAUGAACUGGUACUGCGCGCCAUCACCGCAUCGUCGACGAACGAAAAUGACUACCAGAGACUGGAAUUUUUGGGGGAUUGCAUAUUGAAAUACAGCACCGCGGUCCAGCUCAUGGCAGACUUCCUCCACUGGCCCGAGAGCUAUCUCACUGAACGUAAAGAUCGCAUUGUUUCCAACGGUGCACUCGCUAAAGCCUCACGCCGCACCGGCCUCGACAAAUUCAUCAUCACUAAGGCCUUCACGGGCUCCAAAUGGCGGCCACGCUAUGUGCAAGAUAUCCUAGCCACAUCUCAAGCUGCUCUACAAGAGAGUCAAACGCUAUCUACCAAGACCCUGGCUGAUGUGGUCGAGUCGCUCAUCGGUGCCGCCUUCGUUGAGGGCGGCAUACAUAAAGCGCACCUCUGCACAUCCACCUUCCUCACCAGCCUCGAAUGGAAGUCGCUGCACCACUGCCGCACGAUCCUGCAGGACCACGCGGCGGAGGAACACGCGUCAGCGCCAGUGCUCCACCUCGAGCGCGUUGAGGAGCUCAUCGGAUACACGUUCAAGAACAAGUACCUCCUCCUCGAAGCCCUGACACACGCGUCCUUCACCGCGCCCCGGGAAGCCGCCUCCUCAUCCUACCAACGUCUCGAGUAUCUCGGCGACGCCGUCCUCGACUACAUCAUCUCCGGCCGGCUGUACGCGCACCGCAGAAAGCCAGCAGCCAACGCCAACGCCAGCAACGACGGCGGUAGCACGAUCCCACCCCGCGGCCACGCCGCCGACGAGCUGCCGCACUGGACGAUGCACUCCAUCCGGGCCGCCCUCGUCAACGCGUCUUUCCUCGCCUUCCUCUGCAUGGAGGCCACCAUCUUCGAGCCGCGAACCGACGUCGUUUUCGCUCCUUCAUCCACCACGACAGCCGCUCCCCUUCCCCUUUCGACAGCACUGGCAAACGAGCAACCGUACACCGUCCCCGGCACGCCCUCCCGCAAGGCGCUGUGGCACUUCCUGCGACACUCGUCGCCGACGCUGCUCGCCUCCGCCACGGCCGCUACCGCCCGGCACGAGCGCUAUAGCGAAGACAUCUGGCGCGCGCUGCGGCAGCAUCGCCGGUACCCCUGGCGGCUGUUCGCCAAGGUUGGGGCGGAGAAGUUCUUUUCGGACAUCGUCGAGGCGGUGCUGGGUGCUGUCUUUAUCGAUUCGACGACAAACAGUUCUUUGUCUGUUGGUGAUAAUGAGAUGGUUGACGGGGCAGAGGGACAGGAGAAAAAUGGAAAGGUUGUGCUGGAGGAAGAGGAGGAACUUGAAGCCUGCGAGCGGUUUCUGGAGAAGAUCGGAUUGAUGGACGUGCUGGAUAGGUUCAUGAGGGACGAGGUCGACUGUUUGCACCCAAAGACGCAGCUGGGGCGGUUGGCGGGUAGCGAUAAGGUGGUUUGGGAGUGGGACGAAGGGGACUUGGACGCUGGCGAGGCGGAGUCGCCGGAGGGAGGAAUGAAGGGGAAGAGGUUUAGGUGUAGAGUCGGCCUUGGGGAGACAUGGGUUGGUGACUGGGUUGACGGGGAGACUAGGCACGGUGCAGAAACGGAGGCGGCGGAUCGGGCGGUGUUGACCUUGGUGGCGCAAGGGCGAAGUUGGAGGGGGAUGGAGAGGUGGGAGGGUGCGAGUGGCGACGAGAUCGAAGGUGGAAAUGGUGAUGGAGAUGAAGUGAAGAGCGAAGAGAGUGAAGAAGUCGAUCAGGUUGUUGCUGGUGCUGUGAUUGGGGACGAUUCGGACAUGGAUGAUGCUACUCCUCAGCCAUCUCAUGCGAUUUAA